This is a messenger RNA of Acipenser ruthenus (sterlet), 4367 nucleotides long. Its product is annotated as reticulon-4 receptor-like 1. Gene Ontology annotation, cellular component: plasma membrane. The record is from RefSeq and is a predicted model, not a curated record. NCBI's taxonomy places the organism in Eukaryota, Metazoa, Chordata, Actinopteri, Acipenseriformes, Acipenseridae. The transcript has 3 exons. Gene Ontology annotation, molecular function: protein binding. Bases 1528 to 2931 code for a protein of 467 amino acids.
AGGGAAGAGGAGAGAGAUGAAAACACCUAAGAGCCCGCAUCACAUGUCUAGGCGCAGGUUGCCGAGGGAAUUGGUUGGUAUUUUUGAACUCAACUGAAAGCAAAACGCGUUUUCAUAAAUGUGAAAUAUAGGAGGCGUUCUGUUUCAGCAGGCAGCGCUCGAGAGAGCAUGAAGUUGAAGCCCUGCUCGUAUAUAUUUAUCAGCUGCUACAGUACUUCUAAAUACAAGCGCAUUCAUAUUAUUACAGCAGCGUCUUUUUUAUCUUUAGAGUGGAUGUUAUUUUUUUGAGGAUGUUAAAAAAAGAAAGAUCGUCUGCUGGGCUCCACGGAUACAUUGCCUUGUGUUGACUGGUCUGAUGUAAACAGCGGUCGUUUUCGUAGAAAAGAAAGACAAAGGGAAGAUGAUAUACAUUUUCAUAUACAUAUAUUAAAUUAGAAAACACCUGGAUCGGCGCUGCCCGAAGGAAAGCGAGCAGGGUGUGCUUUUUGUAGCUAUCUCUGUUAACCUAUCGAUCAGUCUGUGUGACUCUCUUACACAGAACAGAGAGGAUAGAGGAGCCGGAGGGACCAUUAUUUCGCUUUUUUUGUUGUUGUUUUUCAACACAGAAAACAAAAAAAGGGAAGAAAAACAAAGGAAGCUUGGAGAUAAAAUAAAAAGACGGAGAGUUGUUUUUUUUUUGUUUUUUUUUUAGCAGAAGCACUCACGCCUCAAAUCCAAGUGUUACAGACGGCACAGCCAGAGGGGGCAUCGCUCCGCGGCACUUACUCUGUUGUGAUUAUUAUUACGGUAUUUUGUCAAACCGUAACAAACAAAAAACAUUUUAUACGGUGAAGUGGGGAAGACGGCUCCCUCUAUAAAGACGUUCAAACUACAAUACAGGAUACUUCCCUAUUGUUUUGUACAACUGCACCGGAGAGCAAACGGCGCCGACAUGGGUUCAUGAUAUUGCAUAUUAUUAUUAUUAUUAUUAUUAUUAUUAUUAUUAUUAUUAUUAUUAUUAUUACUGUGAAUUUGAAUUAUGUUUUAACACUUGCUUAGGCUUCUCCGGUACUUCGGCGUGGAAGGAGACCCAUCUAUUAACAGCAAGGACCAUUUGCUGUCUUGUUCAUGCGUUUGUUUUACAUUUAUAAACUCAAAUGCAAUGCUGCUGUGAUCUGGGCAGAUGAAGACGGAUGAAAACAGGAGUCUCACCAGCGCUGAACUAUAUAAGAAACGUCUCCUCCCUUUUUUUCUUUUUUUUGGAUCACUUUAGGGAAGGAAAACACUUUUAAAAUAAACAAGAAAAAAAUGCCAUUCCCGAUUUUGGACUUAGUGGGGCAAUUCGAUUUUUUGGUUCUGGCUCCUUUCGAAUCUGGACUAAGAGGACUACUGCUCCGGAUUGCAAUGUAACCGGGAAAACAACACACCUAAUUCAAAUAUACAUAUAUAUUGCAGAAAAAAAAGACUCGAGCUUUGACCACCUCAGCUCCCGACACGCAUGCUAACUGGAAUACUGUACCGCGUCUACAAAAGAAAACACGUUUCAACAUGUUUAAACGAGGGUGCGGUCUGGAGUUUUUCCUCAUGCUGUGCACCAGUCUGGAGCUGCCUCUGUCCUGGUCCUGCCCGCGGCACUGCGUCUGCUACUCCUCCCCGACCACGGUGAGCUGCCAGGCCCACAACUUCCUGAUGGUGCCCGAGGGCAUCCCUCCGCACAGCGAGCGCAUAUUCCUGCAGAACAACCGCAUCACCAUGCUGCUGCGUGGCCACUUCAGCCCCCACACCGUCACCCUGUGGCUCUACUCCAACAACAUCACCUUCAUCGACCCCGACACCUUCCAGGGCUUCACCCAGCUGGAGGAGCUCGACCUGGGGGACAACCGCUACCUGAGGGCCCUGGCUGCGGAGACCUUCAGCGGCCUGCCCAAGCUCCACGCGUUGCACCUGUAUCGCUGCGGCCUCACCUCCCUGCCCAGCGGGGUCUUCCAGGGGCUGCGCAGCCUCCAGUAUCUCUACCUGCAGGACAACCGGAUCGAGUUCCUCCAGGACAACUUGUUUGCCGACCUGAUGAACCUGAGCCAGCUCUUCCUGCACGGCAACCAGCUGUGGAGCCUGCACCAGAACACGUUCCACGGGCUCUCCAGCCUGGACCGGCUCCUGCUGCACGAGAACCAGCUGCAGUGGGUGCACCGAGGGGCCUUCCACGACCUGAAGAAGCUCACCACCCUCUACCUGUUCAACAACAGCCUGGCCGAGCUGUCUGGGGAGUGCCUGGCCCAGCUGCCAUCCCUGGAGUACCUGCGGCUCAACGGCAACCCCUGGGAGUGCGACUGCAAGACCCGCUCGCUGUGGGACUGGCUCCAGCGCUUCAGGGGAUCCAGCUCCAGCGCUCUCUGUGAGUCUCCCCCAGACCUCAGGGGCAGGGACCUCAAGCGCCUGACCAAGGAGGACUUCCCCAGCUGCUCCGGCUCCGAGUCCCUCCACCAGAUCAAGACAUGGACCACAGCGGACAAGGUCUCUUUCAAGAAGGACCACCAUGGCCGUCAUCACCACCCCAGCACCCGCCAGCACCCGCCCCCGCCACCGCCCUCAGACGGCUCGGACGCCCCCUCUUCCUCCGACAAGAGCCCCCCUCCCUCAUCCACCGACGAGGGCCACAAGCCCCAUGGGGCCCGCAACUGCAGCCGCCAGCGUUACCGGGGGCCCAAGAAGAUCCUGAAAGAGGUGCACACCCUGGAGGAGAUGGCGGACAAGGAGCCCCAGGAAUACCCCGGGGAAGGGAAAUUCGGGCACCCCCGGAAGAAACCCAAAUGCACACGCCCUCCCCCUCUGCGCCCCCCCAGCGGGGUCCAGCAAGCCAACGGGAGCAGCGCAGCCUCGGGGCAGCAGCACCCCACAGCCUGUUUAAUGAAUCUCAUAGCCUCUGCCCUGCUGGCUGCUGUGAUACGCUGAACCGUUCUGCCAAGACCCGCCCUCCCAACGAAGCCACGCCCCUACACUACGCUCAUGUGUGUGUGUGUGUGUGUGUGUGUGUGUGUGUGAGUGAAUGUGGGGGUUUGGUUUUGUUUUAAAUAUAAAACAGGACACAAAAAAACGUGACAAAACAACCUCAAUGGGAAUAGACUGUAUGUGCUAGCACUGCCACAGAUUUGAUUUAAUUUUUUUCCUAGCAGAAAGGGCCAAACUUUGGAAUAUAUUGAAUAAAACAAAACUAUGAACACCUGGAGUGAUAAAAUACAGAACUGAAUGAAAUCGAGAAAGUUUAGACAUCUUAGUUGUGACUCGUGGUGGGAGUCAAGGGAGCAGAAAGAAGACUUUUUAGGUUUUUAAAAAAAAAUAAUAAAAAUUCUGCCGAACCUCUAGUAAGUAGGGGGCAAGAGAUCCCCCAAACACACACAACCCUCAUCAUGGAGCACAUUAUUAAUAAUCAAUACAUUGAGUAAUCAAUCAAUAGAUUGAUAAAUGAUAAUGAAAUAAAAAAAAAUUAGAAAUAAAGUAUUUACAAAAGUAUCAGUGAUUAUUCCGUUAUGCUACAUUCCCCAUAAUUCUCUUUUUACAUUAAGUUACAUUAUAUUCCCCAUAAUUCUUGUAUUUUUGUUUUAUGUACUUAACUGAUAUCAUGAGUUCGUAAUGAUCAGAGUUAAAAGUAACAAAAUGAACUAAACCUAUUGGUAAGUCAUCAGAAAGACUUCUAUGCCUCUAGUUUGUCUUUCUACACAGUUUCCCUUAAGAAAGGCAUGUUUACCAUACUGGAAAAUGAUUCAGCUUAUUAUUUCCAUUUCUGUUUUCAUGUUCCUUAAGUUUCAAACACACAGCGAGCUCGGGGGGGUUUGCAAGCGCAUACAAGUGAAAUAUCCAGGAGGUUGUCAGAACAAACUUUACUUUCCCCGUCUUCAAGGAGUAAACGUCAGUGUUGGACCCGAUAUUCUUUGGGAUCAAUAAUACUACAGAAUCCUCCCUUCUUCCCUCAAGGACACGAGGAGAGAUAGAGUUCAAAUACAGACCAAGAGCUGGCCUAAAACCAGUCUAGAAUGUCCUAUAACAUGGGCCAUUGGCGUUCUAGAAUGACCUAGAUCUGGACUGGAAUGGUCUAGAACUGGAUAAAGAAGCUUGGAGCAAGACAGUGGCUUCUGGGGCACACCCAGAUAGACAUUCCAGUAAGCAGGCAGGCAGAUCCGAACCAAAAGAGAUGCUGUAUGUAUGCUGAUCUAUAACAGUAAUAAUAAUGAUAAUUAUAUAAAUAUAAUAAUACGAAUUACAGGGUCUCUGUCCAAUGUGGGGGGAGUGUUUUUGUAAUGUCUUCUCACUAUUCUUUAAUAUCAAUGCACAGCCUCGCCCCCCAUUACUGAACUGUACUGUAUGUCAUUAAAAAAAAAUACAUCAAACAA